GAACCCGGAAGUGUGUCUUGUCAUGAGACAUUGUUAAUCUGGCUAAGAUGUCUGUGUUCGCUGUCUGGGUGCUCUCUAUCUGCCUGCUUUUAGUGCAGGGGAGUCCCGUUCAGAAAAGCGAUGGGGAACCGGUACCGCUUGUUAUAUGGCACGGAAUGGGUGACUCUUGCUGUAAUCCCUUCAGUAUGGGAGCCAUUAAGAAAAUGGUAGAAAGGCAGAUUUCUGGGAUUUAUGUGCUUUCUCUGGAGAUUGGGAACAGUAUUACUCAGGACAUGGAAAAUAGUUUCUUUCUCAAUGUGAAUGAGCAGGUGGCUAGAGUUUGUGAGCAGCUAGCAAAAGAUCCCAAGCUACAGCAGGGCUACAACAGCAUGGGAUUCUCACAAGGGGGUCAAUUCCUGAGAGCUGUGGCCCAGAGAUGUCCCUCUCCUCCCAUGCAUAACUUGAUUUCCAUUGGUGGCCAACAUCAAGGUGUAUAUGGCCUCCCCCAUUGUCCUGGAGAAGUGUCCCACAUAUGUGACUGGAUAAGAAAGCUGCUGAAUUCUGGAGCCUACACAAAACCCGUACAGGAACAUCUGGUGCAAGCAGAAUAUUGGCAUGAUCCGCUCAAUGAAGAGGCCUACCAAAAGAACAGCAUUUUCCUUGCCGAUAUCAAUCAGGAGAGAAGUGUAAAUGAAAGCUACAAGCACAAUCUCCAGAAGCUGCAGAAAUUUGUCAUGGUGAAAUUCCUUAAAGAUACCAUGGUUGUUCCACCAGAUUCAGAGUGGUUUGCAUUCUACAAACCAGGACAAAGUAUAGAUAUUGUCCCAUUACAGAACAGCACCCUGUAUAUUGAGGAUCGUUUGGGAUUAAGAGAAAUGGACAAAGCUGGGAAGCUGGUGUUCCUUGGUGUGGAGGGUGACCACCUGAGCUUCACAGAUGAAUGGUUUAAUGAGAACAUCUUACCAUUCCUGCACUGAGUACCCUUGAAACUGUACCAUUGUCACAAACUGCUGAAUCAACCACUUUGUUGAUAUUGUGAUGAUCCUCGCUGGAAGGAGCCAGGAGCCCUAUGCAUUCUUUAUUUCUCCCUAUAACACUGUCCUAACAGAACUUUAGGUAGAAGUUGACUGCGUUUCAGUAACUGCAUCAUUUUUAAAGAUUUUUAUUUUUUCAAAGAGACCAUUUUUCUGCAUAUCAAAAUGCAUAGCACUGAUGAGAGGGAAUUCCUCUCAAGACCGCAUAUAGUCUAUAAAAGCAACACCCUUCCAAGUUUAAUGUUUGUUUUUU
Pelobates fuscus (common spadefoot toad) is the source of this 1266-nucleotide messenger RNA. It is a transcript of the gene PPT1, whose product is annotated as palmitoyl-protein thioesterase 1. Bases 48 to 956 code for a protein of 302 amino acids. The transcript has 9 exons. Lineage: Eukaryota; Metazoa; Chordata; Amphibia; Anura; Pelobatidae. Gene Ontology annotation, cellular component: lysosome. Gene Ontology annotation, molecular function: palmitoyl-(protein) hydrolase activity. Gene Ontology annotation, biological process: receptor-mediated endocytosis; protein depalmitoylation. The record is from RefSeq and is a predicted model, not a curated record.